Gadus chalcogrammus (walleye pollock) is the source of this 1830-nucleotide messenger RNA. RefSeq names its product LIM/homeobox protein Lhx3-like. The transcript is spliced from 8 exons. NCBI's taxonomy places the organism in Eukaryota, Metazoa, Chordata, Actinopteri, Gadiformes, Gadidae. Gene Ontology annotation, molecular function: RNA polymerase II transcription regulatory region sequence-specific DNA binding; DNA-binding transcription factor activity, RNA polymerase II-specific. Gene Ontology annotation, biological process: neuron differentiation; regulation of transcription by RNA polymerase II. Bases 1 to 1329 code for a protein of 442 amino acids. Gene Ontology annotation, cellular component: nucleus. The record is from RefSeq and is a predicted model, not a curated record.
AUGAUCAGACGCAUCUGCAGCGUUUCCUCGGCCAACCCCAUCCCGUCUCUGUGGUCCCAUCACUAUAUUGACCCGUCGUCGCCCAAACAGAGGACCGGCAGCAUGUUGCUGGAGCACCCGGGAACGAGCUGUCAGAACUCAGGGAAUUUCUCCCGAUACGGUUCGAGCCAAGAGAUCCCAGUGUGUGCGGGCUGCAACCAGCACAUCGUGGACCGCUUCAUCCUCAAGGUGCUGGACCGCCACUGGCACAGCAAGUGCCUCAAGUGCAGCGACUGCCAGUCCCAGCUGGCCGAGAAGUGCUUCAGCCGGGGGGACAGCGUGUACUGCAAAGAGGACUUCUUUAAGAGAUUUGGGACAAAAUGCGCCGCGUGUCAGCAAGGCAUCCCGCCCACCCAGGUGGUGCGCCGGGCGCAGGACUUCGUGUACCACCUUCACUGCUUCGCCUGCAUCGUUUGCAAACGGCAGCUCGCCACGGGGGACGAGUACUACCUGAUGGACGACAGCCGGCUCGUGUGCAAGGCAGACUACGAGACAGCCAAACAGAGAGAAGCCGACUCGACUGCCAAGCGGCCGCGAACCACCAUCACAGCCAAGCAACUAGAGACGCUGAAGAACGCCUACAAUAACUCACCCAAGCCCGCCCGCCACGUACGGGAACAGCUCUCCUCCGAGACGGGCCUCGACAUGCGGGUCGUGCAGGUGUGGUUCCAGAACCGGCGAGCGAAGGAGAAGCGUCUGAAGAAGGACGCGGGCCGCCAGCGCUGGGGCCAGUACUUCCGCAACAUGAAGCGGUCCCGGGGCAGCUCCAAGUCGGACAAGGACAGCAUCCAGGAGGAGGGCAUGGACAGCGACGCUGAGGUCUCCUUCACAGACGAGCCCCCCAUGUCGGAGCUGGGCCACACUAACGGCCUGUACGGCAGCAGCCUGAGCGAUUCGUCCCCGGCCAUCGGGGGGCGCCAGACGGGGAACAGCAACAGCAACAACCACGGCUCUUCCUUCCCCCUGGAGCACGGCGUCCUGCCGUCCCAGGACCAGUUCCACGACAUCCGCUCCAACAGCCCCUACGCACUGCCGGGCUCCCCGGGCUCGCUGCAGGCUCUGCCCAGGCACCCCCCUCUCGUCUCGGGCCUGGUGUACCCGGAGUCGGGGAUCUCGAUCAUGAGCCAGGGCGGAGGCCCCGGGAUGAACCCCGCCAUCAGGGGCUUAGCCCUGGGCCACGGAGCCAACGGGCCCCACUCCGACCUGUCCACGGGCAGCAGCGGCGGCUACCCGGACUUUCCCGCCAGUCCUGCGUCCUGGUUGGACGAGGUAGACCACGGGCAGUUUUGAUUGGUUUAUUGAGAAGGAUUUUGACUUUUUCCCCUUUGGUGGCGGUGGGGGUCGUAGAUGAAGCUAUGAAAUAGUCACGAUGGACUGCAGGUCGCAGGAAAAGAGGAAAGCACUCGGAGUGGACAGUUCUGGCGGGGAUGUGUUCGGAUCUUUGGUUCGGUAUCACCUCAUAUCAGGUUCAAGUUCAAUUCGCUUUCAGACAAUACAAGAGAGUAGAAAUGUCAAUACAUCAACGCACUUGCCUCAAAUUUCAGCCUCCGUCAAACAACAUAAUGUGAAAAAUCCAGAAUACUUUGGACAAUCUUGUCGGAAUUGGCACGAUAAAACUACCACCGCGCAUACGGACUCUCUCAUGGGACCGUUUCAAACCAUAGUUACAAAUGAAUUUUUUUACCCUACUGUCCCAAUCUCACCUCCUUUUGUCUCGUUUUAUACAUCUCAAUGUCCUUAGGUGCAGAUUUUGGUUCAAAAGUCAACGUCUUUAGGUGUCUGGUUGUUGCC